UGGAGCGGGUCGCGAGCGGUUGCGAAAAGAGAGGAAGAAGCGGUAGAAGGUCUGCCGGGAGAAGAAGAAACAGCGGUAUCGGCGGCGGCGGCGGCGACGGCGGUGGCGACGACGACGACGACGACGGCAGCAACAGCAACGUCAGCAUCGGCAUCGGCGGUGUCUCACAGUACGCCGUAUGCGCGUCCCCGCUCGGUGCGUCGCCGUCGGCCAUUGUCUCUGACAUGGAAGCCUACCAAAAUGGCAGAGGUCGUGCAGAUGUUUUUGUUCCUAUAUAAGUCCAAGUACCGUCGGAAAGGGCAGUGGCGGCAGCGACGACGGCUGCACGGCCGCGACGAGGCUGCUGCCGCGGCGCGAGAUUGCCGGCACGAGCGGUGCCAUGGCGCGAUCGCGCUACUACCGUGGCCGUUACUGUGGGCGGCACUGGUCUGCUGCUGGGUGGUGCACGUAAGCGCCGCCGCUUCCACUUCCUCGUCGUCGCCGAGUGCGGACACGGGCUGCGACGCCGACAGCUGCCUGAACGGCGACUGUGUCAAUGGCACCUGCGUGUGCCGCGAGGGAUGGCAGGGCGCGCACUGCCAAUUCUGCGGCGGGAAAGUCAAAUUAUUGGAGAAUAGCGGGAGCAUCCACGACGGCUUCGGCAACUAUACGACGGACGUGAAGUGCUCCUGGCUGAUCACGAGCGAGUCCAAGUCCAAGAUACGCAUGCACGUGGAGCAGUUCGCGACGGAAUGCGGCUGGGACCACCUAUACAUCUACGACGGUGACAGCAUCGAGUCGCCGUUGCUCGCCGUCUUCUCCGGGCUGAUGCACAAGGACGGUUAUCACAUACGCCGCGUGCCGGAAGUAAUAGCGCGAUCCGGCAGCGCGUUGCUACACUUUUACUCCGAUGUCGCGUACAACAUGAGCGGCUUCAACAUUACAUAUAAAAUCAAUGCUUGUCCGAGCAGGUAUUCCCACACCGACUGCUCCGGAAAUGGCGUGUGCAUUGAGGGCACAUGCACCUGCGACGCCACGUGGACCGGCGAAGCCUGCGACGUGCAGGUUUGCCCCAAUAAUUGCUCGUAUUAUCACGGGCAGGGCGAGUGCGAUCGCGAGAGUCAUCACUGCAACUGCUUCAACGGGUACAAAGGUGCGGAUUGCAGUCAAAAGGGUGAUCGUGGGUUUUGGGAGAGUAUUACGUAUAAGGACCUACUGCCGGACGGCUCGGCCAGUCACUGUUCCAUCGUCUGGAAGGACUCGCUGUACGUGGUCGGCGGCGAGAGCUUUCAUCGUGCCAAGAUGAUCUACGUUUACGAUUACAACGGCAACGUCUGGGAGACGCCUCACGUGGAAGGCAAGGCGCCAGUGCCGCGUUACGCGCACUCGUGCGUGCUCUUCGGCGACAAGAUAUUCAUGUACGGCGGUGUUGUGCAGAACUCCACCGUGACCAAUGAAAUCUGGGCGUUCGACGUGUCCGCGAAGGUCUGGGAGAACGUCACCGUGCACGACAACUGCCACAAUAAGACGAUAUGCGGCCCUCUGAAGGUGGCCGGGCAUACCGCGACCCUCGUGCAGAGCCACGGCAAGAAGGAGAAGAUGGUUGUGAUAUUCGGCUAUUCGCCCCAGUAUGGUUACUUAAACACCGUCCAGGAGUACUACUUGGGUACGCGUGAGUGGCAGAUCGUGCGGACGAUCGGCUUCCCGGUGAAAGGUGGCUACGGGCACAGCUCCGCCUACGAUCCUCUCACGAAUCUCAUAUACGUGUACGGCGGCUACGUGUCGGAGUCGCAGAGCACGCAGGUGCUCACCAGCCGGCUGUACUCCUACCACCCGAACUUCCGCGAGUGGCGGCUGCUCACGUCGGCGCCGUCCGCGCGAUUCUUCCACACCGCUGCCUUCGUCUCCGGCGGGCUGAUGCUGGUGUUCGGCGGCAACAUGCACAACGACACGCAUCACUCGCACGGGGCGCGAUGCUACUCGUCCGACACGCUCGGCUACGACGUCACGUGCGACGCUUGGCAUCAGUACACCAUGCCGAGGGACAUGAACGACCUGCCACGGUACGGCCAUAGCGCGACGGUCUUCGAGAGGUCGAUGUAUAUCUUCGGCGGCUUCAACGGCGAAAUGCUGUCCGAUAUGCUGAGGUACACACCGGGGAAUUGCGAGCACAUCACGAACCAGUACCAGUGCCUGAACGCCAGGGUGGGCGUGAAGUGCGUGUGGCACAAGCGGGACGGCCGGUGUCUGCAGAUCACGAAGAUACCGCAGCACGUGCUCAAUCACAAGGAAUACGACGAUCACGACGGCAUCUACAUGAGAUGCCUGGACGAGAUGCCGCCCCGCGGCAUGACGUCCCACGAGGAGCUCUGCAAGCUCUUCAUGGACUGCGUCGCCUGCGUGCAGACCUCGUACAACUGCGUGUGGUGCGGCAAGAGCUGUUCGCACGAGAAGUGCCGGGACCAUCCGAACUCGCCGGCGUCCCGGCUCGUCAUCAAGGACCUCGAGCAGUGCGACGCCAACACCGGCGUUGAGUGCCUGCAGCUGCACACGUGCCACGCGUGCUCCAGCAAUCCGCGCUGCAUCUGGUCCUGGUCGAACGGGCCCGACCGUUGCAAGCCGCACUCGAAGACCCGAGAGGUGAGCGUAACGCUGAACGGCACGAUCCUGGCGCAACGGCUGACGAUGGACAACUGCCGGAACCCGUGCGUGGAGUACACGUCGUGCCGGAACUGCACCGAGUCCGACUGCAUCUGGUGCCAGAACGAGGCGAAGUGCGUGGACAAGAACGCGUAUCCGGCCAGCUUCCCGUACGGGCAGUGCCGCGAGUGGACGACGAUAGACGUCCGAUGCCGCGCGACGGAGACCGGCCGAGAGUGGUGCAGCUUCUACUCGUCGUGCUCGACCUGCCGUGCGGACCCCGGCUGCGGCUGGUGCGACGACGGCUCCGAGACCGGGAAAGGGCAGUGCCUGCCUGGCGGGGCCGGCGGCCCCAGCAGCAGCAGGAGCCUCAGCGCGUGUCCGAGAGAUAAUUGGUACUUCACGAAUUGUCCGACUUGCCAAUGUAACGGCCACAGCAAGUGUCUUCCAAACAGCAGUGUCUGCAUCGAGCCGUGCGGCAACUUGACCUACGGGCCGCACUGCGACAAGUGUCUCCCCGGUUAUUACGGCAGUCCGCUCAACGGAGCGACCUGUCAACCUUGCUCCUGCAACAAUCAGGGCACGCAGUGCACCAGUGAGACCGGCAAAUGUUUCUGCACGACCAAGGGCAUCAUCGGCGACCACUGCGAGCGUUGCGACGUGUCCGGCCUCUACCACGGAGAUCCUACGAACAAAGGAUCUUGUUUCUACGACUUAGCCAUCGACUACCAGUUCACGUUCAACCUGAGCAAGAAGGAGGACCGUCACUAUCGGGCGAUCAACUUCAAGAAUUCGCCACCGAAGGCCGACAUCGACGCCGAGUUCUCCAUCACGUGCUCCGUGCUCGCCAAGAUGAACGUCACCAUCAAGAAGGUGAACAGCCCGGAGAAGCCGGUGCUGCUCGGCGCGAACUGCACGACCACCAUGUACAAGCACCGCUUCAGCAAGGCGGACUACAAUUUCGGCGGCGAGGACAACAAUACCCUCACCACGUUCUACGUGUACAUGUAUGACUUCCAGCCGCCGCUGUGGAUCCAGAUCUCGUUCUCGCAGUACUCCAAGCUGAAUUUGCAGCAGUUUUUCAUUACAUUCUGCACAGAUUACAUGACACCGCACAGGUGCUUCCUCGCUCUGCUGUUGGUGGCCGCCAUUCUCUGGAAGAUUAAGCAGAAGUACGACAUGUAUCGGAGAAGACAACGACUCUUCCUAGAGAUGGAGCAGAUGGCCAGCAGGCCGUUCAGUCAGGUUCUCGUUGAGAUCGAGAGGCGCGACGUCGAGAGUUCAGACUCGGAAGGCGGCGGUGAUGCCGAUCUGAUCAAUUGCCGAAAGAAGAAAAAGACUGCUCCUAGUCCGAUCGCGUUGGAGCCCUGUUGCGGUAACAGAGCGGCGGUCCUGUCUCUGCUAGUCAGAUUGCCGACCGGCGGUGAGCCUUACACGCCAGCCGGGCAAAGCGCUGGUCUAGCUGUAGCCUCCGCUCUAGUCACGCUCGGCGCCGUACGCAGGCCGUCUCAGGAGCUGACGACGAAGGAACAGAAGAAGACGAGGAAGUCCGUCAGCCAGCACCCGGAUUCUACUUGCAUUUAGCGACAUUAAAUUUUUCGCCACGUUAAAUUUGUGUCGAGCGAGCGAGAGAGAGAGAGAGAGAGAGAGAGAUAGAAAGAGAUAGAAGAGGGGAGGGGGGGGGCGGUGUAUAUCGCGACCGGGGCGUGACGGUGAGCCUUAAGAGUUGUUUCUGUGAUCUUGCCUGCGCUUGAAAACGCGGCGGAACGGUCGACCCUUCCGUCUUCGAACUCUGGUGGAGUGAAGGGGAAGUGCGGACGACGACGACGAGGACGGCGAUUACGAGGAAAGGAGACUCGUUCGUCGGCGCGCGACUGAUCGGCGAAUCGAAUUAUUCGGAUAAUUUGAGCGCGGUUAAACCGAGGGAGCGACUCGGCUGAGAGCGUUUAACACUAAGUAGAUGUACAUAUAUGUACACACACACAUACACAUACAUAGACACAUAUAUACGACUUUCCUUAUCGAGUAGAAGGAAAGGACGCCUUCUCGCCGAGAGGAGCGAACUGCUCCAACCGGCGUUCACCAUGUCCGUCAAUCACGGUAAGUAAGGACUUUCUGUUCGGGCGCCGUGAAUAAGGAAGGCUACCUACGUGCGCUCGGAGGACGUCCGUUGACGUAAUUGCUCGGCCAAGCCUUUGAGUUCCACCUCGAUUUAAAUUAAAAGAAAAAAAGAAACACGGUGUAAAAUGUUGUGUAUAUAUAUAUAGGCGGUUUAGAGACGCGAGUCCAUCGUUUUCCUCGAAUAAUUUGCGCGACGACGCGACGCGCGGCGUCGGUCGUGCGAACGAAACUGGCCUCGUGCAUGUUCGAAGAAGCUUUCAUCCGCUGCCUCCACCGGGAAAUUAUGAAUCCAGAGGAAUUUUUUUUUGUGUGGUACGGUAGAAUAACAGGUAGACUCGUCGUCUCGUCAGAAAUUCGAGAGGGGCGUUCGGGAAAACGUCAAAAGUCACGGCUCUCGCAAGCCCGGAGCAGCCCUGUCGACGUGGCCCGUCUGGUUUCGACUGCGCAUUUUUCCGCGAAUCAUGAAUCUCAUUCGUCUUACAUUCUACCUUGCAAUUUAUCCUUUUCUCAGGUACUCGACAGACGCCAGACGGCAACAAGAGAGAGAGAGAGAAAGCGAUAAUCGCAAUUCGUAAUUUUUAACGCGCGCGGCAGGUGAAAGCUUGUCAAAUGCCAUAAGAGUUAUUAAGGGAAAAAAGAAAAAAAACAAACCAUACAUUAACGUUACUGAACACGUGAUUGAACUCGAAGAAGUACAACCGCUUCGACUUAAGCUGUAAAUAAGCUGUAUUUUUGUCCUGACCCAAUGGGAGUAUACGUGAUGCUCUGUGUGUGUGUGUGUGUGUGUGUGUGUGUGUGUGUGUGUGUGUGUGUGUGUGUGCGCGCGCCGACCAGCAAUGAAUCGUUUUGCAAAAGGGGAAAUAUUGUUUUCCCAUCUGGGCGCAAAAUUGGACGCUAGACUAGGGGGACAACAACAUUUCCCCUCGCGGAAGGGACGAUACAAUCGGUAUGUUCGACAGAGAAUUCACUAUUUCGCGCGUUCCGUUUGUAGCGGACACAUGUGUGUGUGUGUGCGUGUGCGUGCGUGCGUGCAAGGUUCAUAUUCUAAAGAAGCAAAUUGAUCGAGCCGAACAGAGAGAUAACGCAAUCGCAGACGGUGCGGAUUCGGUUCACCCAAACAGCGCACGACAUCCCACGGACAUCCCGUGGACGUCUUCAGGACAUCGGGACAUCUUCAGGACGUUCCUAGGAGAUCUGUGCUGUCUGGGUGGUCAGAGGUAACGCGGACAGCGUGUUCGUCCUCGCGCGACUGUCGCGUUAGGAUAUUGUGCCAAAUCAGCAUUUCCUUUCCCGUCGACGUGUUUUGUUCUCUCAUUCUUCCUUUCCAGAAGCGCGAAUCGUAUUUCGAUCGCGCGAGGCGAACGCCUCGACAAGUCGCGCGAUAAUCGUCCGGAAUCGGCCGAGCGAACGCUCUCUCACGAAGAUUCGUUAUCUCUAACUCCACUCUUGCCGCGACUCUCGUCGCACGAUCGGGGAAUCCGCUGAUUAAUAAUCGCCGGUGAUUCUCACCGGUGAGCAACACUCGAGCUUGUCGUUGGUCGUGCUCCGUCAUUUUUACUUAGCCUAACGAACGAAAGACGAAGUUAUAAACACGGCUGGUGCAAUAAGGCAGGCUAAGCUCUGAAACGCUUUCGUCCUGCGAAGCAUCGUUCCUGUCCUUCGGUAAUGUAACGAGCGAUGAGGAUGGAAUGACGCUUUCAGCGCGAGAGCGCCCGGGACGAGCUUGGUCUCGGUUUCACUCGGGGACUCCUCUAUUGAAGAUUUUCUGUGGAUUCCCACAGGAAUUUCCAAGGGCACUUAUCUGAAUCCAUAUGAAGGAUACUCGAUAUCCACAUAGGAAUUUUCGCAGUGCGAAAAUCCAUGUAUGGGAGUCCAUGUGAAUUGUCACCCAGGCCCGGUAUUUUUUAUCUAAACCUCUGGGAGCAACCAUGGGACUCCGUGUGGAUUUCUCACGUAAAUUCCUUAUAUGGGUUCCCAUUAACAAACUUCUAUGUGUUACUGGACUGCUAGCUUUCUUGUAUAUUGUAUAAAAAGAAUGGAUCCCGAAAAGUAUGUAUUAUAUACGAGAAAUAAGCAUCUGUACAUACGUGACGUAAGUGAAGAGUAGUAUAGAAGAGAAGUGAUGAAGAUAUAAAUGGAAGAUAUAAUGGAAAAGAUAUAGAACCGACACAGCAAAAUAUAUCACAGACAUCUGGGAAAUCUGAUUGUCAAUGUGAAAUCUUAUAGAUACUUUUCAGAUAUCACGAAGAUAUCUAUGAGAUUUCAAUAUCGGCUAUAGUUGUAUGAGAAUGUUGCGGAGAUAUCUUUUUCAAAGAAAAAAAAAACGUGAUAUCGAGUAAUGAUGUCCUGCGCAUAUUUCCUGAAUAUCUGAAAAUAUCUGAAAAUAAUAUAUCUUGGAUACAAGUUAAAAUUGCAGACAUUAAGAUACUAUCAUCUGAUUGUAUCAUCAGAUAUAUUUUGCUGGGUGGGAUAAUAUGGCCGAUGCUUACAAUCAAUCAGACAGAAUCGUCACAUUACUGUCAUACUACUUAUACGACGCAUGCGUAGGAUUUUGUACAUAUUUUUCGGAGCUAUAUAUUUCGCAGCAGUUAGUAACCUGGUGAUAUACAGAAGUCUGUGUUCCUACCUGGUUUUCUUCAAUAGGGUCGUUUACAUUGGAUGGGACUGAGUGACGGUUUCUUUUUAUUGUUUUAUUUUUUUUAUAUUUCAUACGUCACUUAUCAUGGCGAUGUUCGUCCGAGCAUUUAAUCGACGCAUUUACACGAAUUCGCAUGCUCCGUUGCGUCUGUAACGAUUGACGAUUUCAUUCCGUUUCUACGUGACAUUGUUUUUAUCUUUUUGUACAUGUACCGCGAAAAAGAGGAAGAGAGAGAGAGAGAGAGAGAGAGAGAGAGAGAGAGAGAGAGAGAGAGAGAAUUGAUUAAACUGUAUCGACGAUU
This is a messenger RNA of Dinoponera quadriceps, 7679 nucleotides long. RefSeq names its product attractin (gene dsd). The transcript has 12 exons. The record is from RefSeq and is a predicted model, not a curated record. NCBI's taxonomy places the organism in Eukaryota, Metazoa, Arthropoda, Insecta, Hymenoptera, Formicidae. The coding region runs from base 241 to 4203 and encodes 1320 amino acids. Gene Ontology annotation, molecular function: protein binding. Gene Ontology annotation, cellular component: Golgi apparatus.